Messenger RNA from Hydra vulgaris (swiftwater hydra), 2388 nucleotides. RefSeq names its product N-acetylated-alpha-linked acidic dipeptidase 2. The record is from RefSeq and is a predicted model, not a curated record. Lineage: Eukaryota; Metazoa; Cnidaria; Hydrozoa; Anthoathecata; Hydridae. Gene Ontology annotation, molecular function: carboxypeptidase activity.
UAAAGUGAAUUUUUUAAAGUUUUAGUAAAAAAAAUAAAAAAUGGAUCAAUUUAAAUCAUUAGAAGAGAAUAACAAGAAGAAAAAGAUUCCAAUAAAAAAAAUAGUUUUUGUUAUCGUAGCUCUUUUUAUUAUCUUUGUUGCUUUUCUUCUUGGUUAUGUAGUUCGUAAGGCUACUACAAUUUGUCAGUCAAAUAUGGUCAGUCAAAUGCUUACUAAUCAAGAUAAAAUACAACAAAGUAUUGUUGCAUCAUUAGAUCGAAUAAAACUUCAAGAGAAUUUAAGAUUCUUUGCAUCAAAGCCACACAUGGCUUCUUUUGAACAAAACAACUUGCUGGCAGAUGAGAUUUUCAAUAGGUUCAAAAGUUACGGUUUUAAAGCUGAAAAGGUCUCGUACAGUGUUUUGCUGUCUUUUCCAUCUGAAGAAAAAGAAAAUGCUGUGUCUAUCAUGGAUUUAUCUGGAAAACAACUUUAUAAAACUAAUAUCAUUAAGGAAAGUAUUUCUGGUAUGGUUCCUCCAUUCAAUGCGUAUUCUCCAAAUGGAACAGUAGAAGCAGAACCAGUUUAUGCGAACUAUGGUCGUCUUGAGGAUUUUGACAAGCUCAAAGAAUUAAACAUUAGUUGUUCUGGAAAAAUUGUUAUUGUACGAUAUGGUAAAGGAUCUAGAGCAAAUAAGGUUGAGUUAGCUGAAAAGUCUGGUGCACUUGGUGUUGUUAUUUUCAGUGAUCCUAAAGAUUAUGGACCAGUAAAGGAUGAUGAACUGUUUCCAAAAAGCAAAUGGAUGCCACGAAAAGCCAUCCAAAGAGGUUCAAUUAAAACAAUUUUUGGAGAUUCUCUUACUCCUAGUUACCCUGCUAAAGAUUGGGUUUACAGAAUUGACCCAAAAAAUGCAAUGUUACCAAAGAUACCAUCUCAGCCUAUUUCUGCUUUUGAUGCAUUUAAUAUAAUGAAGGAAAUGGAUGUUGGUGACGUUCCUAAUGAUUGGAAUGGAAUGUUAAAUAUCACAUACAGAUUGUCUAGUAAAAAGAAAGUAAAGGUUGAAGUUAAUAAUCAAAUCACAAAGCGUACAAUAACCAAUAUUGUUGGAACAAUUGUUGGAAACAUUGAACCUGAUCGAUAUGUCAUGAUUGGAAAUCAUAGAGAUAGUUGGAUAUUUGGUGCAGCAGACCCUGGCAGUGGAACCUCUGUUAUGAUGGAAAUUGCACGAGCGCUUGGAGAGAAAAUGAAAGACGGUUGGAGACCGAUGCGGACAAUUAAAUUUUUUUCUUGGGAUGGUGAAGAGCAAGGAUUGAUUGGUUCUAAUGAAUAUGUUGAGGAAUUUCAGCAUGAACUACGUCAAAGAGGAGUUGCUUAUUUAAAUGUUGAUACUUCCAUAUAUGGAAAUGGAACAUUUCAAGUUGAAGGAUCGGGACUUUUGAGAGAUGUUGUUUUUCAAGCUGCGAAGCUGGUACAACAUCCUCAUCAGAAAAAAACACUUUUUGAAGAUAUGGUUGUAGUUAAUCCAGAUAAGAAAAAUCAAGACCGACCAAAAUAUGAUGGUCUUGCAUCAGGGAGUGACUAUGCUCCGUUUUACUCAAUUGCUGGUGUUACUUGUGCUGAUUUUAGUUUUGGUCCUGUAGGAGAAUUUUAUCCUACAUAUCAUACCGAAGAUGAUACUUUGUUGUGGAUGGAGAACUUUACAGAUCCUGGGUACAAAAUUCACCUAGCUGUUUCUCAAGCUGUAAUGCAUGUUCUUCUAAAAUUGUCCAAUUCUCCAAUAAUACCAUUUAAUCCAUUAUCACUAAAAGAAACUUUAGAUGAAAAAUACUCUUUAUUACAGGAAGAACUCAGAAAAGUUGCUCCAUCACUUAAAGCAGUUCAUAUACGUGACGCUUUAAAUAAUUUUACUGAAGCAUCAUUGAAGUUAAAGAAACUACUUGACAAAGACUAUGAUACCAACAGUCCAAAAAGCGUCCUUUUAUUACGAAUGUUAAAUGACAUCACUAUUCAAAUUGAAAAAACCUUUUUAAGAGACAGCGGUUUAGUCGGACGGGAAAAUAUCAAGAAUUACAUUUAUGCACCUUCAGCUUAUAAUAGAUAUGGCUCUUCAUCAUUUCCUUCAGUUGUCGAUUCGUUAUUUAAUUUAACUGUUAACUCCACCCAAGGUAAAGAUUUUGAAGCUGUUAAAAAAGAGCUGACAUUAGUUGCUCUUGUUAUUUCUUCUAGUGUUAACUGGAUUGAGAACGGGCUGAGUUCGAUCCAAUAGUUUUUGUUUGUUUGUUUUAAAUACAUUUUAGAUUAUUUUAUCAUGAAAUUUAUAAUAUAAAAAAGAGUGUUUUAUAAAUGAGAGUAUUUUAUUAUUAUUAAUGAUGUAUUUUUUUUAUUCAUGAAAAAACCGAUAAACUUUUUUUA